AUGUCUGAAAUCGCAGACCCUUUAGAAGAAUUAUCUCAAGCCACAGUAACUCUGGACCCAAUUCGAUAUUAUAACACAUUAAACUCAUUUCCAGGCGAUAUAUGAGAUAUGCUCUCCACAGAAUCCAACAAUAGUGAUUUUUAUCUAGUUUUCCAUGAAAUUGCACUAUCUGUAAUUAGAGAACAAAAGCUAUUACUCUCUUCUUGCUAACAAAAAUAUUUUUGAAAAGUCCUACUUUUUCAGAUAAUUAACCCUUCUUUUCAAGCAAAAUAUUUUACUUAUUUUAGCUAGAUAUAUUUAAUGAUUAUAAUGAUCAGAUUUCUAGAUAAUAUUAUUAAAUUUUAGACAUUUUUCAUUUGCAAAUGGAUUGAAAAACCUAUAAAGUAUUUUUUAUAAGAACUUUGCAAACAAUUGACUCCUUCGUUAUCGAAAAAAAUUUGGUCACUAGCUAGCUAAAGGGCGAUAUAGAGUUUUUAGAUCAAGCAGUUCUAUUUGUAAAUAUCAUUCAGAUAAAAAAUAAGUACCCAGACAAUUACGCAGAAGUAUUUAAACGCCUGCUUAAUCAUAAAGAUAAUGAUGAAGGAAGGACCCCACUUCAUAUUGCUAUUAUGGCAGGUCGCAGGGUAAAUCAUAUUCAGAAUCUAACAUAUUGUUAUCUUAAACUAGGAGCAGACUGCACAAUUGUGGAUUCCAAAGGAAAAGGAGUUAUUCAUCUUGCUGCAUCUGCAGGUCAGCUUGCUUUGAUUGCGAGAUUUCAUAAAGAGUUCAAAAUACCGCUAGACAUCAAAGAUAAUGAUGGGAGAACUGCACUUCAUACCGCUGCUUUUGAAGGCCAAGAACAAAGCUCCACUGCGCUAAUUGCCUGAAGCCAAGACAUGAAUGAGCAGGAUAACGAAGGAAACACACCUUUACAUUUAUCAACAUUGGCUAAAAGCUACAGAAUUAUAAGACAUUUACUCAUGCGUGGAGCAAGCAGAGAGAUCAGGAAUAAUGAAGGCUUCACUGCAUUAAACCUUGCAGAGCAGCAUGGUGCAUCAAUUCAAAUCCGAGAAGCCCUAAGCUCGCAGUCAUGAUUUGCUAAUUUCAACCCGAUUGGGACACCUUUAAAGUAUUAAACUAACAUUACUUAUAGAGGAGUCCUCUGCAGAGCAUGCAGUCAAUUAAGUCCGACGCUGAUCCCCGCCAAACGAAGUAAAACCCGGUCGAAUGCACCUUUCCGAAGGCUGACUCCUUUCCACAAGGUCGGCCUUUCCCAAUGAACCUACCGGCUGCAGAUUUUAAGAAGUCAGGUUGGGCUACUACGCUAUUUUAAUUUGCAUGCGCCUUUAAAGCCAGUUGCGAAUUCAUAUGCAGCAUUUUGUGUGUUUCUUUUUGUAUUUGUAGGGAGAUGAGCAUCAAUUUUUUUAUUUGUAAUACCACACUUGGAAUUUUGGUUUGGGGUUGCAUUUUGUGUCUCAUUUGUGGCGAAUUUUAUAUUGUUUCAAAUUGCAUCAAAUACAAAUCCUGGAUAUGCAGAAAGAGACCCCAAAAUGAAUAUUUUUAGAUUGUAUGAGACAUAUAAUGGCGAUUUUGUGUGUGCAUAUUGUGAGGUUAGAAGAUCGUACCAAAUAAAGCAUUGCCAGCAUUGCAAUAGAUGUGUGAAAAAAUUUGAUCAUCAUUGCCCAUGGAUUCAUAAUUGUGUAGGGAAAAAGUAUUCUCUAUUUAGCAACCAUUUUUCAUUUUUUCUGUUUCUUUUGGUUAUAGAAACGGAUUUUUUAUAUACAUUUAUUAUAGGAAUUUUAGAUGAAUUAGAGAUUGUGCAAGGUGAUGGCUUGUAUCAUGAAAUCUUUGAAAAUGAACCUUGGCACUCUUGCGGUGAAACUGUAUCGUUUAUUGUUGGUAUAAUAAGCGGAGUGCUAUUUCUUUUAGUUUUGCCUUUAUUUUAUGUCCAAUUAGUAAAUGUGAUAAAGAAUACCACAACUCAUCAAAGAUUUGCAUAUAACGUAUUGUUUAAGCAGAAAACAAAAGAUGUAAAAGGCAGAGAAAGUCGAGUGUCUGCAGAUUCUGAUACAAGUUCAAUGCUCUUACUAUCUCUUCUAAUAAGCAUGCAAAUUAAGAAAAUCAUAUAUUUUUGAGAAAUUAACCCUCCAUGAGCAAAUAUAAUAAAAAAAUAUAAAUAAUCUGAAUUCUAUAAGUCCAGCGAAAUGAAUUCCUGAAAUAAUUUAUAGUUAGUGACACUGACUAUAUAAAAAAUUAGACCAAAAAGAGGACAAAAAUAUUUAGUAUUCUUGGAAGCGAUAAAGUUAGCAAAUGAAGAUAAUGAAAUCACACAUUUAACUGGGAGGCUUUCCCCAAUAAGCGAUAGUGAAGUAUCUGUGCAGGAAACCACAACAAAAUGCUUCUGCUUCAAGAAAAAAUCAAUAGUUGAUUGACAAAAAUUAAAUGAAGAAGAAUCAAAUAAAGGAUAG
Blepharisma stoltei is the source of this 2447-nucleotide messenger RNA. The record is from the annotation of a GenBank genome assembly. NCBI's taxonomy places the organism in Eukaryota, Ciliophora, Heterotrichea, Heterotrichida, Blepharismidae.